Messenger RNA from Brachypodium distachyon (stiff brome), 1017 nucleotides. RefSeq lists its product as uncharacterized. Lineage: Eukaryota; Viridiplantae; Streptophyta; Magnoliopsida; Poales; Poaceae. The transcript is spliced from 2 exons. The coding region runs from base 253 to 585 and encodes 110 amino acids. The record is from RefSeq and is a predicted model, not a curated record.
GACCCAUAAAACAAUUCCUAGGGUUCGUAAAACAAGAUUAGCACGGUGGUACGGUCGUCAGGACAGAUGUUCUCUAGGCUUGACCGCGUACCUAUCCCUAGACCUAGCUAAAGCUCUAGCAAGCACAUUGGGCAUUACUGCCUUCCCUAUAAAACCCAAACAACCCCGGCCAACCCUGCCCUUCUCUUCAACUCCUAGACACCAACAGUACUGCCGUCGUCACACAGAAACGCAGGAAGGAAAACGUUCGCCAUGAGCUCCAGAUCAAGCAGAAGCACCAGCACCGUAGUCGGUCUCCUUGUGGUUGCAUUGCUCUUCUCCACGUUCCUCGCGCCUCAUCUUCCCGCUGCUUCUGCUCGCCACGUGGCGGUGUUCAAGGCAAAAGAUGAUGCAACAGGACAGGCUGAAGCUGCCGGCGGCCGCUCGAGUCGACCGGGAAGAACUUCGACGGUGGAAAUGCGCGGCGGCGACGCGUGGGCGGCGGCGGAGAUGCAGGAUAUGCUCAAGAGGGAUUACGCGUAUAAGGCGCGCCGCCGCUCGCCGAUCCACAACGACGAACCUCUGCAGGAGAAUGACGAGCCCUGAUUAAGCUUAGCCUUGAUGCACACAGUACUCAUGCAGCUAGGUACUGUACAUAGUCAGAGGCUUGAUUAGUUAGCUGGAGCCGCUCUCUGAUUUACUAGUAGUACUACACAUAGUUAGAGUUGCAGGCUAGCUUGCAGGAUGGAUAGAUAGAGCUUAGUGCCUUAGUUACCCAAAUAUUAUGGAAUAGUGCAAUGGUUUGGGUUGGCUGGAUAGAUUAGCUGGUCAACCUUAAGUUAAAUAUUAGCAUCCAAGCUGGGCAUCACAUUUAGCCCUGAUUUUGCAAGAACCUGAAAGGUUCGUGUGAAAAACGGGCAGUUUUGUGGCUGAUGUUCACGCUUGGGGCUAUGCUACCUUGUACUAUAUGUAUGUCCACCAGAAUCAGGCUUGCAACUUUGCAUGCAGAUAUCAGUGAAAAUAUAUAUCCUCGUCUUA